AGCAGUGCACGAAUUAUUGGCAUAUCAGUUACAGUUUCGGACUUUACAGCUUACUUCUGGCCUCCGUGGCUUGCACUGGGGUGCGCUGUCCUGAGCAUCAUAAACAGAGCUAGCGAACAAACUGCCUUUGCACACCAGGGCACGUUUGUUUUGGGAGCAGCUGAUUUAUCGGGUAGGGUUCUUCGGCUAACGGGUUUGGCAGAGCAAUGGCUGAAGCAGAAGGAGAAGCUCCGGUGGAGGUUCCUGCAACUUACAUUUCAGUGCAGAAACUGACACAAGGCUUCGGUGCAUGCAAGACACUGGUGGACUCUGGCGUUGAUGGAGACAUCCUAGGAAUGUGGCUGCUUACGCUAGUGGACCACUGGGACCAUGAUUUCGAGCGCAUAGUGGUCUUGACCAGCAACUCGCUGCUGGUGGUGAAGUACGACUUUCUCAAGAUGGUGGUCAGUCGCACUACACGCGUGGCAUUCUACACAAUCUUCAGACUGACCACCGGGCCCUUUGCCUACCCGGAGAAAUCUGCAGUGCCACAACGAUCAAGACGGGCUGGAACUGGUGUUCGCAUCUUCUUCAAGAAAGAAGAACCAUCUAUGCUACAGAAGUUCAACCCCUGGACGAAGGAAAUGCCGUUCGUAACAUUCUCAUCUCACAUCGUAGCACGAGAGGCGUCGGGAACAGAUAUGCGACAGGAUGAUAUACGACUCCAGGUUGAUCCGUUCUAUGGACGCCUCGUCGAGGCCGUGCGCAGCUGCCGUGCCCGCCUGAUCACGGAUCGGCGCAUGGCCGGGGUGGACAAUGAUGCGGCGGCCGCCUCGGAGGCAGCUCCACCGGAAACACUGGAGGUGGCCGACGAGCCAGUGACCCUGGACGUCUAUCUAGGCUGGUCAGCUGCACUGUACAACACCAGUCAGCUGGGAUUCUUGAAGAACCGCGGCUUCAUCAAUUUCUAGUAUGUACAUGUAGGCGAGAGAAUCCAGAGCAUUCACGUGAACAUUACAGAAAGCCAGUCACCAGUGCAUAUACAACCUGGGCAGUAUUUUUCACUAGUUGUAAAUUUGUAGCCAUCUUACGUGUACAUCAUCAGUGACCUAUAAUAGCACGUUGUUACAUCACAGUAGCUUGUGUUAGCGAUAUUGGAUAGAGCACAGUGGACGCUCAAGUACUUCUGCUGGGGUUGCUGCAUCGUCUAGUAUAGCAGCCUGCAUUCAUGUGCAGGCUGUAAAUAGGAGUCAUAAGGUCAUCCAACGCCACAUCCAUAAGUUUAUGUUUAGCUAACAGGCGAUUGCCUUCUCUACUUGACUUUUUAAGCAGUUGGAAACACAGCAAAAGUACUGGAGAAAUUAGCAGUGUGCUUCUGAAUGCAGCAUGAUAAAACCUAAGAUUUUGCGGUACACUCUACCCCUUUUUGAAGAUUAUUUUCUACUAAAUAACUUACGCUAGCAUUUUUUUGCAUAAUAGCACCAGUAUGCACAACAGUACAUCCAAUGAAAUUGAUUCUCCUUUCGUGUCCGGCCUAGUCAGUGCCUGGCUUACAGUGAAAGCGUUUACAGCCUUCA
Molecule: messenger RNA, 1556 nt
Organism: Sycon ciliatum
Lineage: Eukaryota; Metazoa; Porifera; Calcarea; Leucosolenida; Sycettidae
Product: tumor protein p63-regulated gene 1-like protein
Exons: 5
Coding region: 207-950 (247 amino acids)
Cellular component (GO): cytoplasm
Source: RefSeq, a predicted model, not a curated record